Molecule: messenger RNA, 1623 nt
Organism: Pecten maximus
Lineage: Eukaryota; Metazoa; Mollusca; Bivalvia; Pectinida; Pectinidae
Product: nucleolar transcription factor 1-B-like
Exons: 4
Coding region: 539-1192 (217 amino acids)
Source: RefSeq, a predicted model, not a curated record
CUCCGGAGUUUACGGAGUAGAAAAUGAACAUAUAAUUUUAAUUAGAUCUUUUAUCAUUCCGCUGACUGGGCAUGCUUCUGAGAAUAAGAAAUCAAAUUUACCGUAGCCCCGGGCUCGACUCUUGUCGGGAUGCAUUACAGGUACGGUGUUGCAUGCCUGUCGUUCAAGGAUAAAUCUUUUCAGCUGGCAACAGCAGUCUAAUAUGUGUAUUCGAAAGUCAUAGUCAACAUAGGUAAAAUAAGUAAAUCAACAUAUGUAAUCCAAUAAAACCUGAAGUAAUGUCACAGAUACGGAAGAACGAACAAGAUAAAGAUUAGAAUUUCUAAUUCUAUUCGGCAACGGAAACACGUGACUUUAUGUUAAUGUCUUUAAUUGUUAUGACGUCAUGUAACAAUGACGUCAUCUCCAUGCUAGAGCGACAUCCCUUCGCAACCACGUAUUGAAUGUUAUACUUUCGCGCUCCACUACUUUCUUAGUAUUCUCGUUUAUAUAAGCUUUUGUUUUUGCCUAAACUGUGCAGAUAUAAACGAAGUUCAAGAUGAUUUCAGAUGAACCAUACCUUUUCACCGGACGGGAGGGCACCAAGCGAAAGCAUAACGACUUCAACAAUUCCACUGAUGAUGAUGAUGAUGAUGAUGAUGAUGAACUCACUUUGGCGCCAAAACGUCAGAAACUGAACAACUUUUCUCUGGACAUAUCAAACCAAGAAAUACAGGCCUUCUCGGCCAAUACUGCUCCUGGCACAGACCAGAAUGAGUCCACAUCUUACACAUCGUUGUAUGGUCCCCUUGACAAUGAACGGUACCUUUCAAGACAGUCACAAGUCGACGCCAUUGCGGACGAUGAUGCAUACUGGCACCUGGCUGAUCACUAUUACGAGACUCCAAGUGAUGAAGAUGAUGUCAAUGUUAACGACGACGACGACGACGACGACGACAACGUCGAUGAGAGUGAUGUUGAUGAGAGUGACGAGGAUUGUGAUGUAUCACAUUCCGACUAUGACGGAGAUGAUGAAAUUAGUGAUUCAGAUACAGAAGACAACAAUGAGAGGAAUGACGAUGAUGACGAUGAUGACGAUGAAUAUGAGGUCGAUAAUGAGGACGAUGGGAUGACGGAGGAAGAAAUUGGUCUUCUUCUGUAUGUAAUUUUCAGUGACAACUACACGCUCUCCCCUUAUGCUGCGGAAGAAUAAUAUCCAUAUGAACUGAUUUCACGGAUAUCAAUCCAAUAAUUCAUAUCAAGAUUUUUUUUCAUUUCUCUUAUUACAUUUCUGUUUUCAACAUAAUUUUGUGAGACUGGAUAUGCUCGAGAGUAUGCGACCUUUUAUGUGUGAGUGCGGGCGCUUGUUUGUGAGAGUGACGGGAAGUAUGUUGAGGACAAUUUUAGAGAUUACAAUAAUAAAACAUAAUACAAAAAUCAUUAUCUUCUCUCGUUUCAUUCUUCAUACAAAAAUAGAAAAUCGAUAUACAAGCGAAACCAUUAUUCUACCAUAAGUUUGAUAAAACAAGCAAAUUCAUGGAUUUUAUAUCCCCCGCUUUCCUGACAUAUUUUAGGUUAACAUUUUACUCCUAUAACAUAAGAGGCUGCUGGUCGGCUCUUUUUAUCGGAUAUGAUGUUGCCGAC